Nerophis lumbriciformis (worm pipefish) is the source of this 2361-nucleotide messenger RNA. The record is from RefSeq and is a predicted model, not a curated record. NCBI's taxonomy places the organism in Eukaryota, Metazoa, Chordata, Actinopteri, Syngnathiformes, Syngnathidae.
AUGCACGUCAUCAAAAGAGAUGGUCGCCGAGAGGCAGUUAGUUUUGAUAAAAUCACAUCUCGCAUCCAGAAGCUUUGCUAUGGCCUCAAUUUUGACUUUUUGGACCCUGCCGGGAUAACAAUGAAGGUGAUCCAGGGUUUGUACAACGGAGUGACCACGGUGGAGCUGGACACUCUGGCUGCCGAGACCGCCGCCACGUUAACCACCAAACAUCCUGAUUACGCCAUCCUGGCUGCACGGAUUGCCGUUUCCAACCUGCAUAAGGAGACCAAGAAAGUUUUUAGUGACGUGAUGGAGGACCUCUACGCCUACAUCAACCCCAUCAACAAGCGUCACCUCCCAAUGAUCUCCAAAGAGACACUUGACAUUGUUCGGGAAAACAAAGCUCGCCUCAACUCUGCCAUCAUUUACGACCGAGACUUUUCCUACAACUACUUUGGUUUUAAGACUCUUGAGCGAUCAUAUUUGUUGAAAAUAAAUGGCAAAGUGGCGGAGAGACCCCAGCACAUGCUAAUGAGAGUGGCGGUGGGCAUUCACCGAGAAGACGUCGACGCGGCCAUCGAAACGUACAAUCUUCUGUCAGAGAAAUGGUUCACGCACGCCUCCCCCACUCUUUUCAACGCUGGGACCAACAAGCCACAAUUGUCCAGCUGCUUCCUUCUAGCAAUGCAGGAUGACAGCAUUGAUGGGAUUUAUGACACAUUGAAACAAUGCGCCCUCAUUUCGAAAUCAGCAGGAGGCAUAGGCCUAGCGGUUAGCUGCAUUAGAGCUACUGGCAGCUACAUUGCCGGGACAAACGGCACUUCGAAUGGGCUGGUUCCUAUGCUUCGUGUUUACAACAACACGGCACGCUAUGUUGACCAAGGAGGCAACAAGAGACCCGGUGCGUUUGCAGUCUACUUAGAGCCCUGGCAUUGUGAUGUUUUUGACUUUUUGGAGUUGAAGAAGAACACAGGUAAAGAGGAGCAAAGAGCUCGAGACCUUUUCUUCGCCAUGUGGAUCCCUGACCUCUUCAUGAAACGAGUGGAAAGCAAUCAGGAAUGGUCACUAAUGUGCCCCAAUGAGUGCCCCGGAUUGGAUGAGUGCUGGGGAGAAAAGUUUGAGGAGCUCUACACCAGAUACGAGAGAGAGGGCCGGGCUAAACGCGUGGUGAAAGCUCAGCAGGUUUGGUACGCCAUCAUCGAGUCGCAGACAGAAACCGGCACUCCGUACAUGUUGUACAAGGACUCCUGCAACAGAAAGAGCAACCAGCAGAACCUCGGGACUAUAAAAUCCAGCAACCUGUGCACGGAGAUUGUAGAAUACACCAGCAAAGAUGAGGUGGCUGUGUGUAACCUAGCUUCCAUCGCCCUCAACAUGUACGUCACCUCGGACAAGACCUACAACUUCACAAAGCUUGCGUCUGUCACCAAAGUGAUUGUGAAGAACCUUAACAAGAUCAUAGACAUCAACUACUACCCUGUGCCUGAGGCCAAGCGAUCGAACAAGCGUCACCGGCCAAUAGGAAUUGGCGUUCAAGGACUAGCCGACGCCUUCAUCCUCAUGCGGUAUCCUUUCGAAAGCCAGGAAGCUCAACUGCUCAACAUCCAAAUAUUUGAGACCAUCUACUACGCCGCCCUGGAGGCCAGCUGCGAGCUCGCGGCUGAAUGCGGGCCUUAUGAAACCUACGCUGGUUCUCCUGUUAGCAAGGGGAUCCUUCAGUAUGACAUGUGGGAGCGAACCCCGACUGAUUUGUGGGACUGGAAAUCCUUGAAGGAGAAAAUAUCCAGGAAUGGCGUGAGGAACAGUCUUCUCUUGGCUCCCAUGCCCACAGCUUCAACUGCACAGAUCCUCGGGAACAAUGAGUCCAUCGAAGCCUACACAAGCAACAUCUACACACGGAGGGUGCUCUCAGGAGAAUUUCAGGUUGUCAAUCCUCAUCUACUAAAGGACCUGACGGAGAGAGGAUUGUGGAGUGAUCACAUGAAGAACCAACUGAUUGCUCAGAACGGUUCCAUCCAGGAAAUCGAGGAAAUUCCGAUGGAUCUGAAGCGGUUGUACAAAACGGUGUGGGAAAUCUCUCAGAAAACUGUCCUGAAGAUGGCGGCCGACCGCGGCGCUUACAUUGACCAGAGCCAGUCGUUGAACGUCCACAUUGCCGAGCCCAACUACGGCAAACUGAGCAGCAUGCACUUUUACGGCUGGAAGCUGGGUCUUAAAACAGGCAUGUACUACCUGAGGACGAAGCCCGCAGCCAACCCGAUCCAGUUCACCCUCGACAAAGAGAAGCUAAAAGAGGCUCAGACGGCCAAAGAGCACAACUUGGCCGCCAUGGCAUGUUCGCUCGCCAACAAAGACGAGUGUCUUAUGUGUGGCUCCUAA